Molecule: messenger RNA, 1098 nt
Organism: Knipowitschia caucasica
Lineage: Eukaryota; Metazoa; Chordata; Actinopteri; Gobiiformes; Gobiidae
Source: the annotation of a GenBank genome assembly
AUGUCUGCUGGGCUAGAGUCCGGCUUUUCGAGCGAGGAAGUGCUCACGGCCCGCUUCCCUCUGCACCGUGCCUGCCGGGAUGGAGACAUGGGCGCCUUGUUGUCCCUGCUUCAGUGUACGGCAUCCCCGGCGGAGCUCGCCGUGGAGGACUCCUUCUACGGCUGGACGCCCCUUCACUGGGCUGCGCACUUCGGAAAGCUGGAGUGCGUCAUGCGGCUGGUUCAAGUGGGCUGUAGUGUGAAUGCAGUCACUUCCAGGUUUGCCCAGACCCCCACUCACAUUGCUGCGUUUGGGGGACACCCUGAGUGCCUGUUGUGGCUUCUCAAAGCUGGUGCAGAUUUAAACAGACAGGACUAUGUGGGUGAAUCGCCCAUCCACAAGGCUGCUCGAGCGGGCAGUCUGGACUGCAUCAAUGCUCUCUUGAUUCAGGGAGCUAAAGCUGACCGCACUGUUGUGGCAUUGAGUGUUCUCACUAUCGCUUCCUAUCUACACACUGGCAAACUGUUGAGUUUGAGGAAUGCCAGUGGGCUGACUGCUGCUGACCUGGCCCACGCCCAGGGAUUCCAGGAGUGUGCAGAGAUUCUGUCCAAUGCCCAGAACUUCCAACAAAACCUGGCCCUGUCCCAAAACGGGCCUUUAGUGAACAGCGUGGGCUGCACAGCUCAGAAUGGGGACCACUAUUCCCUCUCUGUCCAGGGACGCAGAUUCUUAAAUGGCACUCCAAACAGAAAGAGAUCGUUUGAAGGCAUUGAACUAAAUGCAGUGAAGAAAGCGAGACACAAUGGUUUGGACAUGGCACCUACUCAUCUCAAUGGUAAUGGGCUACUAGGAGAUAUCCAGAUGGAAAGCACAAAUAUGGAGGUGUCCAUUCCUGCAAGCUCAGUGACAGAUGAAAUGCUCUUAACAACAAAUGGUCACAGCCUACCUCAGCUUUCACUUGAGUGUCACCCAGGAGCAGAAAUCAUACAUGUUCACAGUGAUUUUCUUGAGAUCCACGCCACUGCAGGCAGCCAGGUGGAGCACCAGAAGUCAGUGACGGCAGAGCAACUGUAUGACCAUGCCUUUUACAGUACCAUGCUUCUUUAUCAUGGGUCUUAA